ACAUGGUAGGCGCAGCUCGAGAUCAGGCGUUCCAAGAUGAGAGCAGCUACCAUCCUAUCCGUAAUUCUCCUUCUGGCAGUUGGCAUUUUCCGCAUCUGCAUGGCUGUGACCUGCUCCGAAGAUCCCACCCUCAAAAGAUGCAUCGAUUGCAUCGGCAAUCCCACCGGUGAGGGGUGUGUGCUCGAGGCAGUCGCUGUGGCAGCAGCAAGUGAUGAUCCUUUGACCACCACCACCACCACCACUACCACCACGCGCACCCCCAGCACAACCAAAAAAUAUAUAACAAUUUGUAAUAUGAGAUAUGGGAACACUCGUCGGAUCAAUAGAACACGCAGAAACUUCACCGAAGAAAUAGAAUGCGAGUUAGAGAUUCACCUUGCACUCGAUAACGUUGAUGAGAGUGCUUAGGAACCACAAUUACCAACGGUUAUAAAUCUGGAUUCAAAAUUCCAAGUAAAACCAUUUAGGUUUACUAUAUAAAUAUAUUUGGACUCAUAUUAUGUUUAUCUACAGCUGAAAAUAUAAUAUAAUAUGGCAUCGUU
This is a messenger RNA of Drosophila biarmipes, 542 nucleotides long. RefSeq lists its product as uncharacterized. The transcript has a single exon. The coding region runs from base 37 to 408 and encodes 123 amino acids. Lineage: Eukaryota; Metazoa; Arthropoda; Insecta; Diptera; Drosophilidae. The record is from RefSeq and is a predicted model, not a curated record.